AACGCCCUUGUGCAGACGACCCCUCCCCCCCCCCCUCCCGGCCGCCGUCUGCCUACCUGCCUGCCGGAGAUAUUGAACAAAACGGGUCUUAUUUCACCUGAAUACCACCGGAUGGUUGUCUUUUGGGUGAGAUAAGGGCGAUCAGACAGGGAAGAGGACACACACCAUGGAGCAGCCAAUACUGUCACAGAGUUCCCCCGCUGCCUGUGGAGGAAAAACUAGGCCAAAGACACAGUAUAUCGAUCUGCUAGAAGAGAGGAGAGAAUCAAGUGACCUGAGGUGGGCUGCCCGUGAGUGGUCGUCGAGAGGAGACUACCGAUACAGACUACCCCUGAACCGCGAUGACAUCUUCAAUAGAGUGCUGGGGUCGGAGAGAGUGAAGCACACCAUCAGCCAGUUGGCCAAAAAUGAGCAGGACGAAGAGGCUUUGGAGGAAGAAGUAAAGGGUAUCCUGGAACAGAUGGGGCACACGCAGGACAUAGGCACUAUACGACAGUUUGCCUUUAUCCUUCCCAAGAUCAUGAAGAGAAUUUAUGGAAAAGUUCUGAUUAAUGAGGAUGGUAUUGAGAAACUUCGCAGCAAGUUGGUUGAAACGCCUGUUAUCCUGCUCCCAACACAUCGAUCCUAUGCAGACUUCCUGCUAGUGUCCUACAUCGCAUACCAUUUCAAUCUCCCCUUACCUGUCAUUGCUGCCGGAAUGGAUUUUAUGAGCAUGGCCGUCAUAGGUGACAUGCUGAGGCGUUCAGGUGCAUUCUACAUACGCCGAUCGUUCAUGGACAAUGCUCUCUAUUGGGCAGUAUUCCAAGAAUAUGUUCAGACCGUUGUGGAGUGUACAGGCUCUCCCCUUGAGUUCUUUCUAGAAGGUACUAGAAGUCGAAGUGGAAAGUCGUUGCCUCCAAAGAUAGGGUUGCUUGGCUGCGUGUCAGAGUGCUGGCUGCGAGGACGGCUGCCCGACCUCACCCUCGUGCCCAUAAGCAUCUCAUAUGACAGGACCCUCGAGGAGAAGCUCUAUGCCUACGAACUGCUCGGAGUGCCUAAGCCCAAAGAAUCGACGUCGGGUCUUCUGAAGGCAACCAGCAUAUUAAAGGAAAAGUUCGGAGACAUUCGCAUCCAUGUGGGUGACCCCGUGUCAGCCAGGAGCUUCCUCCUUCCACGCGUCGAAAGGCAUCUCACUGCCUCCAUGCCCUCACAUUUGGCCCCAUUGCUCAAGAAUGAGUUGUCUGCCUGUGAAGCUCUAGGCCUCCAUGUGUUACACAAAAUCCAAAUGGGUUCCCUUACGAGUGUCUGGAGCAUCGUCUGUGUCCAGCUGAUGCAAGCACUUUGGAGAGGGCAGUGGAUGGUACCCCUCAAAGGUCUCGUCGAAGAUGUUUCGUGGCUGGUGGGCAUUUUCCAGAAGGUCGGGGGAGAGGUGGCCGUUGAAGGAUCUGUAGAAGAUACUGUGAGACACAGCCUUGCAAUCCAUCAACAAGUAGCGACUCUAGGAGCCAAUGAUGUUGUUCAUAUACAGCAGAUACACCAACCUAAUCAACAGAGCUUACACUUACCCCAAAAGGUGGCCACCUUGAGCAAUGGAACCAUAGAAAACGCAGUAACGCAUCUCAUGUUACAACACUACAUCAAUCAGUCAUUGCACCUGCUAAUCCGACCAGCAUUGGUUGCUCAAGCCCUUGUGUCACGAGUGAGUUGUAAUGCAGUGUGCCCCAUUGAGGAGCUACAGAGCCGAUUCUUUUUCCUCCGUUCCUUGUUGAGCAAUGACUUCAUCUUCGAGAGGGACGCUGCAGGAAAGGACUUCAUGGAAGGCUUAUCCCUGCUGACAUGGAGUGGAGAAGUCAGUUUCAUCCAGGGUUCAGUCCACCAUACCGGCAGAGGCAAUAAACUGAUGUCAUUGCUCCUCGGUCUCCUCAAACCCUUUGCCAUCACCUACAGUUGUGCGGCAGAGACACUGGCCUCCCAAGAUUGGCUUGACAAUGGCGAAGUUGUACUGGCCAUCCAGCGUUGUGUGGAGAGACUAGUGGCGAGUUCAGGGGUGUACUCUGCCCUCUCUUUGGACCCGACUCGCCAUGCACUGCGUUCACUCAUCAAGCUUGGAAUGGUUGAGAGGAGAAAGGGAAUGGGUGACCAGACGACCCUCUCUCCCAACCAAGAAAAGCUGCAGACAGUUCUCCAGGAGCUCGGCAGAAGCAGUGAAGGAGCUCUGCGGCCGAAAUUGUAGCCAGGCCACACAGCUGAUCAGGAGAAUUACUUCAAACAAUGCGCGUCAUGCACUGAGCCAGAAAUCUUUGUCAGUGUGAAAUACAAAUAAUACAAACAUCCUAGUCAGUUUGAUAACUAGCCAUAGCAAUUCCCUUAUGGUCUUGAGUUCCUUUGGUUGUAUUUGAUGAAGGAUAGAAGUCAGUGGGUGAAAAUAGGGUGUUGUUAGUCAUAUUAGUGGAUGAAAUCAAGUGAUAGAGAUUAUGGUAUGUGUAUAAUUUGAUAACUUCUAUGAUUUGUGAUGGAUUUGAUUUGAAGCAUUCUACAAAGUGAAGCUAGUAUUUGUAAUGUGCAUAAUUGACAAUGCUUUUACUUUUUCUCAAUGGAAGUACAAUUUAGUGUCAUCAGCAAGUGUUGAUUAUAGCUGUUGUAUGUAUCAGGUUUUUCUAGCCUGCUGCUUCUUUUUGUUCUUAUAUCCUUCCUGAAUUCUUGCUCUCCCCCUUUCCUCCUCUUCCUCCUCUUCCUCUCCCUCUUCUUCUUCGUUCAUCUGCUUCCAUGUACCAUAGUGUUCCAUAGAUUAUAUUAUUGUCAGAGAAACCUGUGGUGUCUUUGUGUAAUCACACUUGUUCAACGGAAUAUACAAAAUAUUCUAGUGUUCUGUGUCAUAUUGCUAGUCUUGGAAAUAAGGUUCACUAAUAGGUCUUUCUUUUGUAUCAAGCCGAAGAUUAUUGGAGACUGAAGUGAACAUUUCAUAUUCUUUCUUACCUUAUAUAUUUUAUUUGUUUAUAAAUUCUUUAAGCUUGAAGAAUUUGUAUAAUGUUCGUAUGAGCAGGAAUUGUUUAUUUGAUUUUUUUUUUUUUUUUUUUCUCUCUCUUUUUGAAAUGAUAUUGACCUAAAUAUGGCUUUUGUAGCCAAAGGAUGCUAGUUUCUUUAAGCUGUAAUUGGAUAAACAACACGUUUUGAUUAUAAGAUAUUUAACCAAUGUAACUGGCUAAUGGAAACAUUAAUUGACUAUUUUCUAACAGUUUUUUUUUUUAGAGUUACUCAUUCUCAUUCACAUUUCGCACAACACUUGUUACAGUUUACCGAGUCCAGUACACCUUUUUAGAGUGGAAAUGCACAAAUUUUUACUCCAAUUUUUCUGUCUGUCUCUCUCUCUCUUUCUCUUUCUCUUUCUCUUUCUUUCUUUUUCUCUUCUCUCUCUCUCUCUCUCUCUCUCUCUCUCUCUCUCUCUCUCUCUCUCUCUCUCUCUCUCUCUCUCUCUCUCUCUCUCUCUCUCUCUCUCUCUCUCUCUCUUUCUCUCUCUCUCUCUCUCUCUCUCUCUCUCUGUCUCUCUCUCUGUCUCUCUCUUUCUUGUUUCUUUCCAACUGCACUCGUUCCCUUACUUAACACACAUAAUCAGAUUUGACCUUGAGAGACCCUGCUUCUGAACACAGGGAUAAGGGUUUAUGGGGACAGGGAGGGAGGGAGGGAGGGAGGGACAUAGGUCUGUAAUCUAAGAAAGCAUUCCUCUCUAGCUAAGACUGUCACAAAAUGAAAUCUGUUACCUCAUUAUUAGCUUUAGGCUUUGCUUGAUCUGCCAUAUUGUCAUUGGAUGCCAAAUAUUGAAGGGUAAUGUAUUAUAAUUGUUUCUGGUCAUCUAGUGUAAUGAAGAUGUUGUCCCUGUUUUGUGAAGAAAUCAUCAGAGGCCAAUCGCGUUUGUGGUGCAUUUUCAGAUAUAUUUUCAAAGAUUGGUGUAAUGUGUAUAUAAAGAUAAUGUUGGUGAUUCGUGACUUUGAUUAGAUUUUUAAAACUGUACAUGCAAAUUCUUUGAUAUUUGUGAUAGUGUGCUCAUUCACAUAUUCUGAAUGUUUGUGAAUCUAUCAUUUGUUUUGUAAUAAAUCCCAAGUGAUUAAAAUAAAUGAGAUUAUAUUCAA
Molecule: messenger RNA, 4106 nt
Organism: Penaeus chinensis
Lineage: Eukaryota; Metazoa; Arthropoda; Malacostraca; Decapoda; Penaeidae
Gene: Dhap-at
Product: dihydroxyacetone phosphate acyltransferase-like
Exons: 15
Coding region: 167-2212 (681 amino acids)
Biological process (GO): ether lipid biosynthetic process
Cellular component (GO): mitochondrial membrane; peroxisomal membrane
Molecular function (GO): glycerone-phosphate O-acyltransferase activity
Source: RefSeq, a predicted model, not a curated record